Molecule: messenger RNA, 4045 nt
Organism: Dissoconium aciculare CBS 342.82
Lineage: Eukaryota; Fungi; Ascomycota; Dothideomycetes; Mycosphaerellales; Dissoconiaceae
Product: ARM repeat-containing protein
Exons: 2
Coding region: 312-3953 (1213 amino acids)
Biological process (GO): spliceosomal complex assembly
Cellular component (GO): U2 snRNP; catalytic step 2 spliceosome; U2-type prespliceosome
Molecular function (GO): mRNA binding
Source: RefSeq, a predicted model, not a curated record
AUCAACGGAAAUUUGAUCAUCAAUCAUCGAAAAUAAGAGGAAACCAGACUCAAGCACGGGUCAUGUGAUAACGCAAGCCUCUGGCGCAGAAGCUGACUCAUGCAGUUUACUGUCAUUGAGAUUUCAUGAGUCGUGCUGAGCCGAACGGCGCGAUAGAUCUGCUAUCGAUGUGCUUCUUGUUCGAAAAGCAUCAACAAUCUUGCCAUACAUUCCUCGCUUCAGCAUUUCUGAGGAGCAGCGAUCACUGACGAGCCCGGAUGUGCGCGGUUCCUACCUGAAAACAAGCGUUCGAGCCCGAUCAGUAAUAGAUCAUGUCUGAUGCCGACUUCGACAAAGUGCGAAAUGCGCAAGCCGCACGAAAUGCCACAUCGAAGAAGCCGUAUGGCGCUAGUCAACGAACGGGCAGCGACAAGGUCUCUCUGACCUCGAAUUUUGAUAAAGAUGUAUAUGGAGAUGAUUCAGACGACAAAUUUGCAGGAUAUCACACAUCACUACCUGCAGAUGAAGAAGAUGAAGAGGACGCGACAGAGGCGGAUCAAGGCCGCCUAGUCGGUCAGUACACGGCAACUGCUGCCCAAAUCGGUGAAUACGCUCAGGGCGAAGCGGCAGAAGACGACAUCCUUCAGAGCCAAGAGAAGCGUGCUCAAAUCGCAAGCCGUGAGACCGACUACCAGAAACGGAGAUUCGAUCGCAUUGCUGCAGAAACCGGCCAUGAUGGGGGCAGUAUGGCGGAGACGCGGACUCAGGCUGAAAUCAUGCGCGAACGAGAAGUCGAACGAGAAGAGCUUCGUGUGAAGCGUGCGAUCGAAGAGCGGCAGCGCGACCAGCAGGCACGCGGUGAAGACGAGGAGGAUGGAGCGUUGAAAUACAAGGCUACACUGAAGGAGGAGGCAGAAAGUGCGCAGUCAGGUGACGCGCAGGGUGAAGCUGAGGAAGCUAAGACAGCACCAAGAGCACGGAAGAGGAGAUGGGAUACGGUUGAAGUAUCUACGGCUGAUACUGUCAUGGCCGAGAACGGCGAUGGUCAUGAGGGUGGUGCUACGACCGAAACGACGUCAGCGAAGAAAUCCCGAUGGGACGAUGCGCCAGCCGUUACUCGGCGGUCCAAAUGGGAUCUUGUAGGGACAACAACCAAUGGCACACAAACUACCAAUGGUAGCGCACCAGCCGCAAAUGGUCAGCUCGCUUCAGGCUUCGGUACUGACAUUUCCGGGAGAAACGCGCCAUUGUCGGAUGAAGAACUCGAUGAGAUGUUUCCAAAAGACGGCUACGUGAUAUUGGUGCCUCCUCCUGGCUAUGAGCCACUACGGGCUCCUGCCCGACGGGCAGCGCCUGCGGCGGUCUCGAAACCAACUGGAGGAUUCAUGAAUCAGCAAUCAGUUGACCCAAGAUCCUUGGGCAAGCAACUUCCCUCUGACAUUCCGGGUGUCGGCGAUUUACAGUUCUUCAAAGACGAAGACAUGACAUACUUUGGCAAAUUGGUCGAGGCUGUCAACGAGAACGAGAUGAGUAUGGAGGAUUUGAAACAACGGAAAAUCAUGCGAUUGUUAUUGAAGGUGAAAAACGGCACACCGCCCAUGCGAAAAACAGCCUUGCGUCAACUGACAGACAAUGCCCGGAACUUCGGAGCAGGACCCCUAUUCGAUCAAAUUCUCCCGUUACUCAUGGAGAAGACCCUCGAAGACCAAGAGCGACAUCUUCUGGUCAAGGUCAUCGACCGUGUUUUGUAUAAGCUCGACGAUACAAUCGGGCCUUACGUGCAUAAGAUUCUCGUCGUCGUCGAGCCUUUACUCAUUGACCAAGACUACUAUGCUCGUGUCGAAGGCCGUGAGAUCAUUUCGAAUCUCGCCAAAGCAGCCGGUCUUUCCAAGAUGAUUGGCAAUAUGCGACCUGAUAUCGACCACGCGGAUGAAUAUGUGCGCAACACAACUGCUCGCGCUUUUGCUGUGGUAGCCUCAGCAUUGGGCAUUCCUCAACUUUUACCUUUCCUCAAGGCUGUGUGUCGGAGUCAAAAAUCAUGGCAAGCACGGCACACUGGCGUGAAAAUCGUACAACAAAUUCCGAUCCUGAUGGGCUGCGCAGUGCUACCGUAUCUCAAGGGACUCAUCGAAUGCAUCGGCGAGAAUCUGAAUGACGAGCAUCCAAAGGUCCGAACCGUGACGUCUCUCGCUCUUGCAGCGCUUGCCGAAGCAUCAAGUCCUUUCGGUAUCGAGAGCUUUGACAAGAUUCUGAAUCCGCUCUGGACAGGGGCACGAAAACACAGAGGCAAAGGUCUAGCAGGUUUUCUGAAAGCUGUCGGAUACAUUAUUCCCUUGAUGGACGAAGAGUAUGGAAAUUAUUACACGAAACAAAUCAUGACCAUCCUCAUUCGCGAGUUUGCCAGCCCAGAUGAGGAGAUGAAGAAGGUCGUUCUCAAAGUCGUCAGCCAAUGCGCAGCAAGCAAAGGUGUCACUGCAGCUUUCCUACAAACCCAGGUGCUGGACGAUUUCUUCAAGAACUUUUGGGUUCGCAGGAUGGCACUCGACAAGCGGAACUACAAGCAAGUUGUUGAGACAACAGUCGACCUCGGCAACAAAGUCGGUGUUGGAGAGAUUGUCGAACGAAUUGUUGGCAACCUCAAAGACGAGAACGAGGCAUAUCGCAAAAUGACUGUUGAGACCAUCGAAAAGGUCAUAUCCGCGCUUGGCGCUGCUGACAUCGAUGAAAGGCUGGAGGAGCGCCUCGUGGACGGUAUCCUGCAUGCCUUUCAAGAACAAGGUGUUGAGGAUGUCGUAUUACUCAACGGAUUCGGCACUGUGAUCAACGCACUGGGAAUGCGAUGCAAGCCAUACCUACCGCAGAUUGUCAGCACUAUUCUAUGGCGACUCAAUAACAAGUCCGCCACUGUACGUCAACAAGCUGCCGAUCUUAUUUCACGUAUCGCGAACGUGAUGAAAUCUUGCGGUGAGGAUGCGCUCAUGAGCAAGCUGAGUGUGGUAUUAUACGAAUAUCUCGGAGAGGAAUAUCCCGAUGUCUUGGGCAGUAUCUUGGCGGCGAUGCGCAGCAUUGUCAGCGUAGUGGGCAUCAGCAUGAUGCAACCACCAAUCAAGGACCUUCUGCCGCGCCUGACGCCCAUUCUCAAGAACAGACACGAAAAGGUGCAAGAGAAUGCCGUCGACUUGGUGGGUCGAAUCGCUGACCGUGGUCCCGAAGCUGUCGUUCCGCGCGAGUGGAUGCGUAUUUGUUUCGAGUUACUGGACAUGCUCAAAGCGCAUAAGAAAGGAAUACGCCGCGCGGCCAAUAACACGUUCGGAUUUAUUGCAAAGGCCAUUGGACCGCAGGACGUUCUCACGACUCUACUAAACAAUCUGCGGGUGCAGGAUCGUCAAUCGCGUGUCUGUACUGCCGUCGCUAUUGGAAUCGUCGCCGAGACCUGUGCGCCCUUCACUGUGCUGCCAGCGCUCAUGAAUGAGUAUCGCAUUCCGGAGCUCAAUGUGCAGAAUGGAGUUCUUAAAGCACUCUCUUUCCUCUUCGAAUACAUUGGCGAGAUGGGCAAAGACUACGUAUACGCAGUGACGCCGCUGCUGGAAGAUGCCCUCAUCGAUCGCGAUCAGGUACAUCGACAGACCGCAGCGAGUGUGGUCAAGCAUAUCGCCUUGGGCGUGGUCGGACUGGGUUGUGAAGACGCGAUGCUGCAUCUCCUCAACCUGCUAUUUCCCAACCUGUUCGAAACCAGUCCGCAUGUCAUAGAUCGCAUCAUCGAGGCCAUCGAUGCAGUCCGGCUUUCUGUCGGAACCGGCCAGGUCAUGAACUACGUCUGGGCAGGACUCUUCCAUCCUGCAAGGAAAGUCCGAACACCUUAUUGGCGACUGUACAACGAUGCGUACGUGCAGAGCGCAGAUGCGCUGGUCCCCUUUUAUCCGGGCCUCGACGACGAGAAAGUCAGCAGACCAGAGCUAUUCAUAAUGCUGUAGCCACGUAAGGAAUGAUCAUGGCCCUCUGUAAACAUAAUUUAGGCUUUGAGAAUAUAAACCCUCGGAACCGGUUCGCUUAUCGAUUUUGUCCC